UAAGCCAACAAACAACUCCCAUACCCAAGACCCACUACUCUUCUCCUCUCUUUCCCCAAGCCACAACAAACCACCUUAUCAAUGGCGUAGACAAGCACCCAAAUCCAAAGCAAGUCCUUGCGUGCUUGAAACCAUUGGAAUGAGGAUUUAAAUCCAAAAGAAAACCAAAACCCCAUAUCGAAAAUUCUAUCUCUUCCUGAUAUAGUAUUAGAGUGGCAGAGAUAGAGAGAAACAGGGGAAAACAGAGUAGAGUGGAACAGAGGGAGAAGAGUUUGUGUUGUCUGUGUGGUAAUGAAACUGGGGCAUUAUAGUGUGAAUUGUCAAUCUGGGAAAGGCGGGAGAGUUUCUGUUCGAGGGUUUGUUCGACUGCAUCCAUGAAAUCACGUCGGUUUUGGCUUUUUCUGCGGACAGGAUGAGCGAUUCGGCAUACAGAGUCGAAACGACGUCGCGCCUCGCCCAAUGGAGGAUCGACAACUUGGCUUCGUGCACAUGUCGGAAGUCUGAUCCUUUCAAGAUUGGCAAGUGGAAUUGGCACUUAUCUGUAGAGAAGAACAAAGUGUUGUAUGUAAAAUUGUAUCCAGAAAUCUCAAAUUUAACUAGAGAAAACCCUCCCAUUGCAUCUUUUGUCAUACAAGUGGUCUGUUCUGUGGGUGAUCGCAAAGCAUUAAUUCAUCCAGAAAUUACAGAUAAGCAGCUCAAAACAAAUGAGGAUUUUGUUUGGGGAAUUGAAGUUCCCUUGACUGGAAAGUUCAUUAUAGAUGUUGAAUUCCUUGAUUUGAAAACUUUCUCUCGAGACGGUGGAGAACCUUCUUCCAUCUGGGCUGGAGGGCAGACACAAAAACAGUCGCAUGCAACAGCUCUUGCAUCCCUCAGCCGAAUGUUAACCGAAGGCAUCCACACCGACAUUACAAUAAAUGCAUCAGAUGGAAGCAUUGGUGCUCAUCGUGCAGUUCUUGCUGCAAGAUCACCUGUUUUCCAGAGUAUGUUUUCACAUGACCUCAAAGAGAAAGAACGCUCCACCAUAGACAUAUGUGACAUGUCAAUUGAUGCGUGUCAAACGUUUCUAAAUUAUAUAUAUGGGAACAUUGGGCAAGAUGAAUUUUUGAUCCACAGACUGGCACUUCUUCGUGCUUCUGAUAAGUACGACAUCUCUGACCUGAAAGACGCCUGCCUUGAGAGCCUUUUGGAAGAUAUUGAUUCAAAGAAUGUGCUUGACAGACUCCAAAAUGCAUCUCUAUAUGAACUGCCUAGAUUGAAAGCUAGCUGCAUGCGGUAUCUUGUGAAGUUUGGUAAAAUAUUUGACAUCCGUGAUGAUUUCAAUGCAUUCUUGCUCUCUGCAGAUAGGGAAUUAAUUUCCGAAAUCUUCCAUGAAGUGCUUAAUACCUGGAAAGGUUUCUGAAGACCACAACAUCAUGAUUCUAUGUCUUAUUACGUCCAUGGAAGUGUGGAUUGUUACUUAAACUAGUGUGCAGGAUUUGCUGUCCUGAUGAUUCUUUAGUCCAUAAACUGAAUUUGUUUAUGUCUCGAUGUACAUACAUAUAUUGAUUCUCAUGACAUAGAUAAUAUCAUCCUUGUAAUAGAAACAGAUAUUCUUCAAUGAAAAGCAAGAUGUUUGAUUGAUUA
This is a messenger RNA of Argentina anserina (silverweed cinquefoil), 1623 nucleotides long. Its product is annotated as BTB/POZ domain-containing protein At1g55760. Gene Ontology annotation, molecular function: protein binding. Lineage: Eukaryota; Viridiplantae; Streptophyta; Magnoliopsida; Rosales; Rosaceae. Bases 413 to 1399 code for a protein of 328 amino acids. The record is from RefSeq and is a predicted model, not a curated record. The transcript has 4 exons.